ACCAGGAUUGAGCGAGUAAUUCGGGAUUUUCCACGUUUUCUUCAUCUAUAGACCUCUAAGAGGAUAUUGUGGGGAUUGGAGUUUCUGUGACUUUCUCUCUCUCGGCUUUUUCACUGACCUACAUCCUACUCCUCUUGAAUGUGUGCGGGAGGCGCGUGUGCGAAGGGGGAGUAGGACAGGUUUUUCCGCACAAACACACAAACCCCUCCCUCCCCCCCUCCCCUUCCCCUCCCCCUUACACCUCCGACUGCUGGCCCGACACAAGGAGAAACACCUGGGGCGAGAUCAGUGCUAACCACUCACACACAAACACACACACACACACACACAAACCUGGAUAACAUGUGGAGCUGAUUCGGAUUAUAGAGCCGCACAGACGGAAAAGGUCUGUGGUCUGCCAGGCGUUCUACCAUGCCUGUCCCCCCACCCCUCAAUCCCAGCAGACAUAAACACCUGCCCCACGCACACCUUCAUACGGAACAAAGGGCAGAAAGCGCCACCGUUCCUUCCCUCUUCCCGCCGUCCAUCUUCUCGCUCUCUCUUCUUCCCCCUCUUCUCGUCUCAUCUCUGUCCUCCUCAUCCCAUCUCUUCCACUGCGCCUGCCCCAGAGCUACUAAAAGAACCCUCCCCGACUCUGGUCCUCUCCCGGCAUUUCACUGGCUGACUCUGGUCACAUGCUGCCUGUUGCCUUCUCUGAUCGGAGCCGGGGAGACUUGGGGUAUGGUCUCAGCCUGUCCCUUCCACUGUGUCUGUCGGAAUCUUUCGGAGUCACUCAGCACGCUCUGCGCCGACAAGGGCCUCCUGUUUGUCCCGCCGCACGUCGACCGGCGCACAGUCGAGCUGAGACUGGCGGAUAACUUUAUCACUGAGGUGGGAGGGAUAGACUUUGUCAACAUGUCGGGACUGGUUGAUUUGACUCUGUCCAGGAAUACCAUCAACCUCAUCAAACCCAUGGCCUUUGCCGACCUGGAGAGCUUGAGGUCGCUUCAUUUGGAUGGUAAUCGCUUGACAACAAUUGGACCCAGGGACCUUACUGGUUUGGCCAAUCUGCAACACCUGAUCGUCAACAACAACCAGCUGGUCAAAGUCUCCGUCCAGGCCUUUGAUGACUUCUUGCUCACAUUAGAAGACCUCGACAUGUCCUACAAUAACCUCAGGAGGGUGCCAUGGGAGUCCAUACAGAACAUGGCCAGUCUGCACACACUCAACCUGGACCAUAACUUGAUAGACCACAUAGCCGAAGGAGUCUUUGGAGAGCUGUAUAAGCUUGCAAGGCUGGAUAUGACCUCCAACAGGCUGCGAACCCUGCCUCCUGAUCCCCUCUUUGCAAGGUCCCAAACAGGUGCAAUAAGCCCCACCCCCUACAACACUAUCAUAAGCUUGAAUUUUGGAGGGAAUCCAUUCCACUGCAAUUGCGAACUGCUGUGGUUAAGGCGCCUCAUCCGUGGUGACGACAUGGAAACUUGUGCCACACCUGCUCACCUAGCUGGAAGGUAUUUCUGGUCAAUUCCUGAGGAGGAAUUUACAUGUGAGCCACCUCUCAUCACCCGUCACACUCACAAGCUAUGGGUGCUGGAGGGCCAGCGAGCCACGCUAAAAUGCCGUUCCAUCGGGGACCCUGAGCCAGUGGUCCACUGGGUUUCACCUGAUGACCGAAUAAUUGCAAAUUCAUCUCGGAUCAGUUCCUUCAGCAACGGGACCUUGGAUAUGUUAGUUACAGUUGCCCGGGAUGAUGGGGCUUACACGUGUAUUGCAAUAAACGCAGCGGGCGAAGCGACUGCCACUGUCGAUCUGAAAAUAAUCCCCUUGCCUCACCGGGGCGGAACAGGUGGAAACACAGGGAAUAACAAUGUGAACACCAAAAACAACAGGAACGCGACAAAUGGGAUUUUACGGACAGAUCCAGGAUCCUCCGAUAUCAGUUCAGGGAAAAACGGAGGGAUUAACAAUGGCGCAGGCCGUGUAGGAGAGAUGGAUGAUGGGAGGAAUGUUGGAGGGGAGGACGAGAAGGGUGAUGGCAGCAGGGCCUCUGAAGGAGAGAGGAUUGAUGGAGGGAGCAUGGAGGAGGUAGAGGAGGACGAAGAGGAAGAAAGGAUGAUUGGAGUACAAGGAGUAACUUCAACAUCAGCACAAGUCAGAUGGGAUUUGGGGCGUUUGUCCACUGCUUAUGUUGUCUGGAUGUAUCAGAUACAAUACAACUGCACCGCCGACGAGACCCUCAUCUACAGAAUUCUCCCAUCGACCAGUGACCGCUUCCUGUUGAAGAACUUGGUUGCUGGUGUGGACUAUAACCUGUGUGUGCUGGCCAUUUUUGACGACACAACCACAUCCCUGGCAGCGACCAAAGUUCUAGGCUGCACCACAUUCUCCACCAAGGAUGUUUACCCGGCGUGCCGCUCUCUCCAAGCGCAUUUCCUGGGCGGGACUCUCACCAUACUGGUUGGCGGCGUUGUCGUGGUCACUCUGCUCGUGUUCACUGUCGCACUCAUGGUCCGGCAUCGCGUUUGCAACCACGGGGACCACAUGAUAUGUCACAGCGGCAACACCGAAGCAGGAGGCGGGGCCUGCUGUCAGGGUGGAGGUGUAGGAGGGGACAAAGGGGGGAACGGCACUGGGUGCUACCAAUCAAAUGGCUCAGGGGACAUGAUGAUGGUGGUCCUGCCCAACGGCCUGCCUUCUAAAAGAGGAGGGGAGAAGGAGAAGGAGAAGGAGAAAGAUGCGACUGAUUCCGCCUCUCUGCCUCCAAAGCUCCCUCCAAAGCCCAGGCCCAAGCCGAAAGUCAACCUGGAGCACUUUCUGUCGGCUGGAGGCGUGGUUUCCACGACGACGGGGGCAGGAAGUGAGAUGGCACUGGUGGUGAGGCAAAGGAAGCUGGACAAGGUGCCGCCGUACUCUCUUGAAAGUGACAGAACUCCCCUCUACUACUCCCCUUCCCCCCCCUCCACCCUCCCCCGUCAGUCGCACUCCCGCCCAAACCCGCGCCUGGAGCGGGAACUGACCAAUCGUGCCAGUUUCUCUCUGGCUGCGCCCCUGAGAGACUCGGAGAUGUUGGACUGGAGAAUCUCGUCUCGCGGCAGGGACAAAUGGAAAUCCUCACAGGUCUAUCUGAGUCCUGUGUCCCCCGCAAACAGUCCUGCAAGUGGGACCGUCAGCAAAAGGCGGCACUCGUUGGACAUGGGCUCGUCUGUCGCCCUAGCAACUGACGCUGCGGCUUCUGUUGCCAAGCACUAUGGCGCUGUCAGCUACGCCAAGCGGUUGAGCGUGAUCUGGACGAGGCGGAGCCAGUCACUUCAUGGAAUGCUCGUGCAGUGCGCCUCUACGACAAGCACAGCAUCUUCGACGAACAGCGACGAGGCGGAAAGUGCCGGGGGCUUUGGGUUCCAGCGAGGAUACAUCCACGCUUAUAACACAACCAACUCCAACUCCAACAGUGGGAUUACUGGGAAAGCGAGCGGCGCAAAAGAGAGGGGGAGGGAAAAGGGGAAGGACGGAAGGAGUGCUGAAGAACUGGAGGAAAGUGUCGUGUAGAACAGAGUACAGUCAAGAGGGAUGCAGGAUUGCACCAGAGGUGGAUUGUGAGGAAACCUAGGGUGUAGGAAUCUGAAGGUGAAGUGACUGCAGACGAGGAGGCGAAAGUUGUGAGUUCAGAGGAGACAGAAAAGGUAAAAGACUUGAGUCUCAUUUGUGCAGCUCCUUGAUAUUCCUUAGGAGAAGUCAAGAAAAAUGAAGAGGAGAGGGGAAAGUGAACCUGAUCGUGAGGUGAAGACUUUGAAGAG
Molecule: messenger RNA, 3776 nt
Organism: Labrus mixtus (cuckoo wrasse)
Lineage: Eukaryota; Metazoa; Chordata; Actinopteri; Labriformes; Labridae
Product: leucine-rich repeat and fibronectin type-III domain-containing protein 4
Exons: 7
Coding region: 412-3528 (1038 amino acids)
Molecular function (GO): protein binding
Source: RefSeq, a predicted model, not a curated record